Messenger RNA from Mauremys reevesii (Reeves's turtle), 2571 nucleotides. It is a transcript of the gene DTX2, whose product is annotated as deltex E3 ubiquitin ligase 2. Gene Ontology annotation, biological process: protein ubiquitination; Notch signaling pathway. The record is from RefSeq and is a predicted model, not a curated record. Bases 238 to 2037 code for a protein of 599 amino acids. NCBI's taxonomy places the organism in Eukaryota, Metazoa, Chordata, Testudines, Geoemydidae. Gene Ontology annotation, molecular function: ubiquitin protein ligase activity; zinc ion binding. Gene Ontology annotation, cellular component: nucleoplasm. The transcript is spliced from 11 exons.
GGCCCGCUGUCUCGGCUGCGAAGGAAGGCGCUGCCCCCAGUAGCUCUCGCUGCUCCUGCCCAGCGCCGGCCGGAGCGGAGCCGGAGUGACGUGAGAAGUGCGUCUCUGCGACUCAGGGGAUCUGUCUGCGCCUAGCGCUUGAACCGCUCCUCAGGCCUGACAUACGCCCUUGGAGAGGAUGGUUUGAGGGUAGGUGAACAACGCGCUCUGACUCGGCUCGCUUGCAGACCUUGGAAAAUGGCAGCAGCGCUGGGUGCCGGAAGCGGUUCUGCUGGGCCACCUGGGCUCCCCAAUUCCGUGCCAGGGCAUACCGCCCUGCCUGCAGUGGCUGUAUGGGAAUGGCAGGACGAGUUCGGCAGGUGGAGGCCAUACAGAGGGGGCGUGUGCAGCUUUAUCGAACAGGCGCUCCAGGCCCCUGCGCAGAAGGGGAGACGAUCGGGAGCCGGGCUGGCCAGCAGCAGUAUCCCGUUGGGGCAGGCAGAUGCCACGCUCGCCCCUUAUGUCAUCGACAUACCAAGCCUGAUGCAGUUCCGACAGGACACAGGAACCAUGCGAUCCGUCCGCAGACACCUCUUCGCUCAAGACUCCGCGGCCGGGCAGGGCAUCGUGUGGGAGUGGCAGAACGACGAAGGCGGGUGGUCUCCGUAUGAGAUGAAUGUCUGUGUGUUCCUGGAGCAAGCCUUCACGCAUGGCCUUCGGCACGUAGACCUGAGCUCCUUGGGCUACAGCUACGACAUUGAUUUUGUCUCGCUGGUCCAGACCAACAAGAGCUCCAGGUUCCGACGAGGUAUUCAGAGGCGCAUGGACACCCCGUAUCCGGUGACCACGGCCACGGGGCCCCUUCACACGGGAGUGGCUUGUUCUUGUCAGCAGUGCUUGUUGAAUAGCGGAACUGGCCCCAUCACCACGCGCUAUCGGCACUCCAUGAUAAACCUCCCCAGUUCGUCGGCUGUACCGCAGGUUUCCAGUCGGACAGCUGCACUAAGCUCUUCUGGGCUCGGCUUUGUGCCCUAUAACAAACCAACCUUGUCUGGAGCAAGGUCAGCGCCGAGACUCAAUACACAGAGUGCCUGGGCGCCGCCUCAGCCCGGGGGAGCCGGAGGCCCAAGCCCAGGACUGUCGGCGUCUAACGGAGUCAGUGUCCCGAAUCUGCCGGUCGAGAUGCCCAAGCCCAGCAAAGUGAACCAAGCUUUGGCAGGCAUGACGGCUAUGCUGAUGUCAGCCACUGGACUUCCUGUGCGUCUGACCUGUGCGCCACAACCUGCCAGCACCCGUAGACCCACUAAAAAACACAGCUCAGUUAAGGAAGGGAGGAAAGUGUCCAAGAAAGUGAGCCCAAGCGAGCACGAGCAGGUGGUGAGGAAAUACUUGGAAGAGCUGAGAGGAGCCCCCGCUGAUGAGGACUGUAUCAUCUGUAUGGAAAAGCUGGCAUCGCCCUCUGGCUACAGUGAUGCCUGUGAGUGCAAGACAAUCAAGCCGGAAGCGGUGGGGCAACUGACCAAAUGCCAGCACGCUUUCCACCUGCUCUGCGUGCUGGCCAUGUACGCCAAUGGGAACAAGGAUGGCAGCCUGCAGUGCCCCUCCUGUAAAACCAUCUAUGGCGAAAAGACGGGCACCCAGCCGAAAGGGAAGAUGGAGGUUUCAACUUUCACUCAGUCCCUUCCCGGCCACCAGGACUGCGGGACGAUACAGAUCGUGUACUCCAUUAGCAGGGGAAUUCAGGGGCCGGAGCACCCCAAUCCAGGGAUGCCAUACACAGCCAGAGGCUUUCCCCGGUACUGUUACCUUCCCGAUAAUGAGAAGGGCAGAAAGGUCCUGGAUCUAUUGAGGGUGGCCUGGAAGAGGCGCCUGAUUUUCACCGUAGGCACUUCCAGCACGACCGGCGAGAGCAACACGGUGGUGUGGAACGAGAUCCACCACAAGACGGAGAUGGACACCAAUCUCAGCGGCCACGGUUACCCCGACCCCAACUACCUGGACAAUGUGCUGGCGGAGCUGGCGGCUCAGGGCGUCACCGAGGCCUGCUUGAGACAGUAACUCGCCUCUGUCCCGGCUCCACGGCGCGUCUGUGCAAUGCACAGCGAAUGCCUGCUCCAGCCUCUGGCGGGCGGCUAGUGCACUUAUUCCUGUUGCCUUAAGUUCCUGUCUCUAAUCACUUGUGUUCUGAGCAAUAACAUGGUAUUUGGGAAUCACGUGCGGUCUGUUUUCUGGAGAGCAGGUUAUUUUUGUAUAAGCAAAGGGUCCUGAUGUUGGGAUCUCGGGCGUGACACCGGAGCGCUCCUGCUGCAGCCAGGGCAUGCUUGGAAUAUGUUCCCUAGGUGGCCGAUCAACUCGCUUCUCUGUGUACUUUCGAAGCCCUUGGGAAGUCCCAGUCCUGCUCCCUCACUGCGUAGAGGGACGUCUUGCUGGCUCUGGAUCAGCAAACAAGUGGCCAGAAAUGUCCGUACUCAUCUGGCUAAUGCACCGGAGCACUGCUCAGACACUGCCGAGUGCAUCCUUUCUCCCCCUUCUCCCCGGGUAGCUGAUUUAAUACAUGUGCUGUGCUCCUAAUAAACGCUGCAUUGCUAUGGA